AUGGCCUCAUCUGCAUCCGGCCCUGCCGGACUAGCCGCCGUUUCGGAAUUCGCCGCCUCGCUUGGUCAGAACCCAUUCUAUGCCGGCUAUAGCGAAGCUUAUUUGGGUGCGGCCGCCAGUGCUAAUAGUGGAUUUUUGGCAGCCUCCACCCUUGCGCAGCCGAGCAGCAACAUUGAACAAACGGUCAGUCUUACGUUUUUGUUU
This is a messenger RNA of Mesorhabditis spiculigera, 204 nucleotides long. The record is from the annotation of a GenBank genome assembly. NCBI's taxonomy places the organism in Eukaryota, Metazoa, Nematoda, Chromadorea, Rhabditida, Rhabditidae.